UCAAAGAUUUGCCGAUGAGCCACAGAGACUACUAAGAGACUGGCACACCAUGAUUAGGAUCACUCUAGAACUAAGCACAAAGCAGCUACAUCCUUGCUCUCUCUCACUUUUUCUUGGCCUACACUAACACUGUGCCAACUGCCAAAAUGUUACGCGGCUGUGCCUACCACGCAGAACACGUGGACUAUUCGGCUAUAAUAGCACAGCUCAGUCAGUCGGUCCUCCUCGUACCCACACACAAAGCCUGAAACGUAUAGCAAAUCACCUAUCUAUUCGGCUAUUCCACGGCCUCUGAGAAAGACAACUAGCUAGCUAGUCUGGUGCCAUGGCGGGCGGUGGAGAAGGCGGCGGCGCCGGCAGCGACGUUGUCCACGUCGUCAUGUUCCCCUUUCUCGCCUUCGGCCACAUAAGCCCGUUCGUGCAGCUGGCGCGCAGGCUGGUCUCCGACGAGGCCGCCGGGGUCCGCGUCACGUUCCUCACGGCCGCCGGGAUCGCGCCGCGCGUCGAGGCCAUGCUGGAGUCCGCCGCCGGCGCGGUGAGGGUCCUGCCCCUGAACCUGCCCGAGGUCCCCGGCCUGCCCGCGGGGGCCGCGAGCACCGCGGACGUCUCCGGCGACGGCGCCGAGCUGCUGAAGCUCGCCCUCGACGGCACCCGGCCCGAGGUGCGCGCGCUGCUCGCCGAGCUCCGCCCGGACGCCGUGCUGGUCGAGUUCGCCACCUCCUGGGUCUGCGACGUCGCCGCUCCUCUCGGCGCCAAGGUGCUCUACUUCAGCGUCUUCUCCGCCGUCUCCUUCGCCUACUUCACCGUCCCCGCCCGCCUCGCCGGCGGGCAGCCGCCGGCCGCCCUGACCGCCCGCGACCUCAUGGUGGCGCCUGCCGGGUACCCUGCGGCCUCGCCGCUCACCUCCGCGCCGCCCCAGCUGCAGGGACCGGCCCUGGUGUACCCGUACACCAGCUUCCACGGCAUGCCGUGCGUGUACGACCGCGUAGUCGCCGGCGUCGAGGGCAGCGCCGGCAUCGUCAUGAAAACCUGCCGGGAGAUGGAGGGCCCCUACAUCGAUUACAUCUCCUCCCAGUUCGGCAAGCCCGUGCUCCUCGCCGGGCCCGUCGUGCCGGAGCCGCCGCAGGGCGAGCUCGAGGAGCGGUGGGCCAGCUGGCUCUCCUCCUUCCCGGACGACGCCGUCGUGUUCGCGUCGUUCGGGAGCGAGACGUUCCUGCCCGUCGCCGCCGCGACGGAGCUCCUCCUCGGGCUGGAGGCCACCGGCCGGCCGUUCCUCGCCGUGCUCAACUUCCCCAAGGGCCCGGACGCGGCGGCGGAGCUCGAGGCGCGCAUCCCGCCGGGCUUCGAGGAGCGGGUGAGGGGGAGAGGGCUGGUGCGCACGGGCUGGGUGCCGCAGCAGCACAUCCUGCGGCACCGGAGCGUCGGCUGCUUCGUCAACCACGCCGGGUUCAGCUCCGUCGUGGAGGGGCUCGUCGCCGGCUGCCGCCUGGUGCUGCUGCCGAUGAAGGGCGACCAGUACUUCAACGCCGCGCUGUUCGCGCGCGAGCUCGGCGUCGGGGUGGAGGUGGCGCAGCGGGAUGACGGGUGGUUUGGGCGCGGGGACGUGGCAGACGCUGUCGCCGCUGCGGUGGCGGCGGGAGGUGACGGAGAUGCGAAGUGGAGGGACUUCUUUACUAACGAGGCCGUGCAAAAUAAGUUCCAGGUUGACUUCAUCAGGGAGCUGAAGAAGGUCGUGAGGGCGUAAGUGCAGAUGAUACCAGUGGCAGAUCUAAGAAUUUAAGGAUUUUAUUAUUUCUCUUCUUCUUCAUCCAUACUCUUAAUUCUUUUUUGGGAGACUUUGGGAGGCUCCAUGGGAUGUAUGAGACUAUGGGUAGAGGGGCUCCAGCCUCCAGAGCCUGCCCCCACGCUCCCCACGCUCCUCGCUCACGCUGGAUCCGCCUCUAAAUGAUGUGUGUAUUAAUUCACAAAAUAAACAAAUUUUAUAAGAUGGAAAAGAUCUACGAUGGUGGAGCGUAGACGUGCAAGAAGCACAAAACAAAUUGCGGUGGUGGGAGCAGGUAUAUAUGAUCAUCUUCAAUGGUAGAUUGUAAUCACAAACGUUGCAUUAUAUCUUCAAUGGUU
Messenger RNA from Panicum virgatum (switchgrass), 2121 nucleotides. Its product is annotated as anthocyanidin-3-O-glucoside rhamnosyltransferase-like. The coding region runs from base 326 to 1744 and encodes 472 amino acids. Gene Ontology annotation, molecular function: UDP-glycosyltransferase activity. The transcript has a single exon. NCBI's taxonomy places the organism in Eukaryota, Viridiplantae, Streptophyta, Magnoliopsida, Poales, Poaceae. The record is from RefSeq and is a predicted model, not a curated record.